Molecule: messenger RNA, 327 nt
Organism: Vanderwaltozyma polyspora DSM 70294
Lineage: Eukaryota; Fungi; Ascomycota; Saccharomycetes; Saccharomycetales; Saccharomycetaceae
Gene: CYC7
Product: cytochrome c isoform 2
Exons: 1
Coding region: 1-327 (108 amino acids)
Biological process (GO): mitochondrial electron transport, cytochrome c to oxygen; mitochondrial electron transport, ubiquinol to cytochrome c
Cellular component (GO): mitochondrial intermembrane space
Molecular function (GO): heme binding; electron transfer activity
Source: RefSeq, a predicted model, not a curated record
AUGGCUUAUACUCCAGGCAGUGAAAAGAAAGGUGCUACCUUAUUCAAGACUAGAUGUUUGCAAUGUCACACCGUUGAAGCUGGUGGUCCAAACAAGGUCGGUCCAAAUUUACAUGGUGUCUUUGGUAGACAAACCGGUUCUGCCGCAGGUUACUCUUACACUGAUGCUAACAUCAAGAAGGGUAUCGUUUGGGAUGAAAACAACAUGUCUGAUUAUUUGAUCAACCCAAAGAAAUAUAUCCCAGGUACCAAGAUGGCUUUCGGUGGUUUGAAGAAGGAAAAGGACAGAAACGAUUUGAUCGCUUACUUAGUUAAGGCUUGUAAAUAA